Molecule: messenger RNA, 2625 nt
Organism: Xenopus laevis (African clawed frog)
Lineage: Eukaryota; Metazoa; Chordata; Amphibia; Anura; Pipidae
Gene: tfe3.S
Product: transcription factor binding to IGHM enhancer 3 S homeolog
Exons: 10
Coding region: 471-1760 (429 amino acids)
Biological process (GO): regulation of transcription by RNA polymerase II; regulation of DNA-templated transcription
Cellular component (GO): nucleus; cytoplasm
Molecular function (GO): RNA polymerase II cis-regulatory region sequence-specific DNA binding; DNA-binding transcription factor activity, RNA polymerase II-specific; protein dimerization activity
Source: RefSeq, marked provisional
UAAGCUCUCACUGGGGCAGAAAGACCGAAUAGCUGAGGCACAGGCAAAAGCACUUUAUCCCAGGCAGGGGUAGGACAGACCAGGGGUAAUUCUCAGACAGGGGCACUUAGGAGCAGAUGUAAGGCCAGGGAUAUAAUAGUCUCAGGACUGAAUUGGGGGCUCAAGCAGACCUGUUAGUGGCCGGGGCCCCGUGAGACGUGAAGUGAGAGCCCCUAGCGAUGUCUCAUGACACAGCCUGUGAGACCCCCUCACUGCACACGGUGUAUGUCCUGGUGGGCUCCAGUGCUGACAGUGUCCAGCUGCUCAGUUUGAGCCCAAUUCUGCCGGAAUCUGGGAUUGUUCCCGACAUUGAUGUGGAAAGCGCCAUUGAGCCCAGUGAGAACCAGUUCUACCAGUUAAAGAGCCAGCCCAUUCCCAGCAGUCAACCUUCCAGUGAAACUCCCCACGUGCCCCUUCAGACCCCCGGCACCAUGAGCUCCCGCGUUUUGCUCCGGCAGCAGCUGAUGAGGGCUCAGGCCCAGGAACAGGAGCGCAGGGAACAAGAGCAACAAGCAGCUCAGACCCUCGCCGAGCGAUGCAAUUCCGCUCCAGCCACACAGGCCAUCAACGUCAACCCUAUGAGUCGGCCCACCCCGGCGCAGGUUCCGCUUGAGAUCUUAAAGGUGCAAACGCAUCUCGAAAAUCCGACCAGGUACCACAUCCAGCAGUCCCAGCGGCAGCAAGUCAAACAGUAUCUUUCCACCACCCUGGGUGCCAAGGUGCCCAUGAACGCUUCUGCUCCAAGCACAGCAGCCCCAGGAACCUCCCCAAAGCCCGAAGCAGCCAUCCAACCCUCGGCCAGCAGCGCCCCCAACAGUCCACUGGCCAUGCUGAAAAUUGACUCCAGUUUGGAGAACGAGAUUGAUGAUGUCAUUGAUGAAAUAAUAAGCUUGGAAUCCAGCUUCAAUGAUGAAAUCAUGGGAUAUGUGGAACGGGCCCACUUGCCCAGCACACUGCCUGUUUCUGGAAAUCUCCUGGAUGUUUAUUGUGGCACAAGUAUGGCAGCUCCAGCAAUAACUGUGAGCAACUCCUGCCCUGCGGAGCUACCAAACAUAAAGAAGGAAUAUACAGAUCAGGAGACCAAGGCAAUAAUAAAGGAGCGCCAGAAAAAGGACAGCCACAAUCUGAUUGAACGGCGCCGGAGAUUUAAUAUUAAUGAUAGAAUCAAGGAGCUGGGCACCCUGAUCCCCAAGUCUAGUGAUCCGGAAGUGCGCUGGAACAAGGGGACCAUCCUGAAAGCAUCAGUAGAAUAUAUUAGGAAGCUGCAGAAGGAGCAGCAGCGGGUGCGGGAGCUGGAGGGACGGCAACGCAAACUGGAGCACGUGAACCAAAGCCUAAUGCUGCGCAUACAGGAACUGGAGAUGCAGGCACAGCUCCAUGGAAUGAAUGGCAACCCUCCAGCCUGUAACCCCAUGGACACUCUGAAGAGUGAGCCUACCGCCAUGGCAAUGCCCACCUUCCAGUCAGCCAGCCCUCAGCCCCCAAACCCCUCUGCUCUAGACCUGGGAACUCUUCACUUCACAGACCCCCUGAGUGACCUGGUUGACCAGGACCUGAGCUUCCACCUCAGUCUGACCGGGGACUCGGCCAUUGCUGACAUUCUCAUGGACGAUGCCUUGUCCCCACUGGGGGGCGCUGACCCACUCCUCUCCUCUGUCUUCCCUCAAGCAUCAAAAACCAGCAGCCGCCACAGCAGCUUCAGCAUGGAGGAUGACUCCUGACCUGGGCCUAUGUCUAAGUGGCACCCAAAAUGUGGCUCCUGGAGUGAGCAGGGGAACUAGGUUUCAUAAACACAGCACCAGUUCAUUCCUGGGGGAGGACUUGUAUCUCCAUAAUCCUGAAUAUUAGUUCCUGCAGUAUUGAUAGGACAUCUGCUCCCAAACCACUGCCUCUCAAUAUAGAAGGCUCCCAAAUUACAGCAAAGCCCAGUGCUCCAUACAUUUACAUUGGAGUUUAAGCUUUGAUUCUGCCCUUACUUUGAGGCUGACACAAUUGUGAAAGGAGAGUUGGAUAGUCCAGUGACAACAAAUACUGAGGUACAGAUGCAGAGUUUUAUGUGGGGAAAUGUUGCCCUUUAAUGAAGAACUAAACCCUUAAAGCAAAUAGGGCUAGAAAUACCGUAUUUUAUAUAAUGAACUUAAUGAAUGAAUGAACUUUUAAUGAAUGAACUUAAUGCAGCAGCCCUAUAACUGAAGUGGUCCAGACCUUCAAAGCUGUCCCCAGAAGCAUCAGCACCCCCUGUUGGUUUAUGUUAGGUCAGUGGCACUGCACAUGCUCAGUGAGCUCUGGACCAGUGGUGCAAAGCUAAAUCUAGGGGUAUUGGCAAAUAAUCAAGCAGAACAUGAGGUUCAUCUGUCAUUUGAACUGAUUACAUGGCUGAUUAUUUAGCGCUUUUGGUGCAGACUGCACUGAGCGUCAGUAUGGAAGCGCUUGUAUGAAGGAGGAGAAACCAACUGGGAGAAUAUUGGGGAGUGCAGGUCUCACCCCAGUUUCCCUUUUGACAUAAUGAAGAUACUUUGUGUAUUUGAUACCAUGUAUCCACUCCAUGUAACUGUAUAUUCUUCUAUUAAACAUAUUUUACAAUCA